This is a messenger RNA of Vanessa atalanta (red admiral), 1597 nucleotides long. It is a transcript of the gene Rab10, whose product is annotated as ras-related protein Rab-10. Gene Ontology annotation, cellular component: Golgi apparatus; recycling endosome; insulin-responsive compartment. The record is from RefSeq and is a predicted model, not a curated record. The coding region runs from base 97 to 708 and encodes 203 amino acids. Gene Ontology annotation, molecular function: GTPase activity; GTP binding. The transcript has 4 exons. Gene Ontology annotation, biological process: cellular response to insulin stimulus. Lineage: Eukaryota; Metazoa; Arthropoda; Insecta; Lepidoptera; Nymphalidae.
UGGCUGAUGGCUGAGGCUGAAGUGUUAGCUGUCACAUUUCUGAUCGAAUGAUUUUUGAUAUAAAAUAGCUUCGUUUUUUUCAUAUAAAAUAAUAAAAUGGCCAAGAAAACUUAUGAUCUGUUAUUUAAACUGCUCCUUAUUGGUGACUCUGGUGUUGGCAAAACUUGUAUAUUGUUUAGGUUUUCAGAUAAUCACUUCACAACGACAUUUAUUUCCACUAUUGGUAUAGAUUUCAAAAUCAAAACAGUAGAACUUCGAGGUAAAAAAAUCAAACUGCAAAUUUGGGACACAGCUGGACAAGAACGAUUCCACACGAUCACUACUUCCUACUACCGUGGCGCGAUGGGGAUAAUGCUGGUUUACGACAUAACAAAUGAAAAAACAUUUGAUGAUAUUGUCAAGUGGUUAAGAAAUAUAGAUGAGCAUGCCAAUGAAGAUGUGGAAAAAAUGAUACUGGGUAACAAGUGUGACAUGGAAGAGAAGCGAGUAGUCAGCAAAGAGCGGGGAGAAGCAAUCGCGCACGAGCACGGCAUCCGGUUCAUGGAGACGUCGGCCAAGUCCAACAUCAACAUCGACCGCGCCUUCUCCGAGCUGGCGGAGGCCAUCCUGGACAAGUCGGCGGGGCGCGAGGCGGACGCGGACCACGCGCGCAUCGCGGUGGAGCGCCGCCCGUCGCGCGCGCCGCCCGCGCGCGCCUGCUGCUCCUAGAGCCGCCGCCGCCGGACACGCUGUCGUUUUUAUUUAUUCUAUGUAUAUAACCGUUUCGAAUGUAGAUAAAUGAUUCGCCUGGCUUUCGCGUCGCGGCCGCCGAUCGCUGUGCUUCGGAACGACGGACGAACGCACGCCUCGACGUUUCGGUCUGACGCGUAUCCGUCGUGUAUUCGUCGCAAAUGGCUCUGCGAGUGCGGAACGCCCGCGUUUCCGUCGCGAUCGCUUUUAAAAGUUACGUUAUCUUCGGAGCCACGAUAUAAGCGUGAGGUCUUUAGCUUAUAGUCGUAGUCGGUCUCGUUGUAUUUCAACUUAAUCCUCGCUUCUUUGCAUAGUACGUGUUACUUAUUUGUUAUGAUGUCUCUUAUAUAUGUCGGUGAUCGUAACUGUUGUGUAGAUGCGAGCCUCGACACCGGCUGGAAGCUGGCAACGGUGUCGUGUCGCGACGGUAGCCGCCUCGGCUCCGUCUGAGCUGUAGGUUUGAGUGAUGCGUGUGCAAUAAUUCUCCACGACGACGGUGUUCAACAUAAGUAAUGAUUAAUAAGAUAUUUUAUUUGCCACAUUAUUAACCUCUAUUAAUCACAUGUCGGCUCGCUGGAAAGAUAAAGUGCAAUUAAAACAGGUAAUUUACGAAACAAUAGCAGAUUACUUAAAAACUCCAAUAGCGUAUAGUGAAUAGUUUCAUAUAUAGAUUUAUAUUGAGGAUCGAGGGCUACAUGCUUCGUUGCAUCUAACUCCAAAGCGCAGCAUAGCUAUGAACAGCGACAUAUCCGCGGAAGCAAUAGGUAUACUUAAAUUACUUUUAUCAGCCAAUAUCUAUGGCAACAUUUUUAAUAAUACAUUAUAACUUACGUAUAAUCAUAGUUUAAUUUAGUGAUCGCUCUUCCGA